Carcharodon carcharias (great white shark) is the source of this 2982-nucleotide messenger RNA. It is a transcript of the gene dnaaf1, whose product is annotated as dynein axonemal assembly factor 1. Bases 48 to 2798 code for a protein of 916 amino acids. Gene Ontology annotation, molecular function: protein binding. NCBI's taxonomy places the organism in Eukaryota, Metazoa, Chordata, Chondrichthyes, Lamniformes, Lamnidae. The record is from RefSeq and is a predicted model, not a curated record. The transcript is spliced from 19 exons.
GGGUAACAGGCGGCGUCUGGGCACUGGAGAGACGAUAAUUUAUUUUGAUGCUAAAGUCGUCAGCAAUGGGAGAUGGGACAGUGCAAGCAGAGACUGAGGAUCACCAGGCAACUGAGCAACUCCCCUGUAGUGAAGAAACAGAAGCUGUGAGAAGUGAAGGAGAAAGUAAACUUCAGAAAGAUGACCAGCUGUCUGAACAGGAAGCAACUAUGAGCAUGGAGAUCCAUGAACUCAAUUCCAGACAAACUCAGGGAAAAGCCAGGAAGGACUCAGGACCCAGCUCAGUUAUUCCAGCAGUCACCUUGUCAGCAAUGGGAGAUGGGAAAGUGCAAACAGAGACUGAGGAUCACCAGGCAACUGAGCACCCCCCCUGUAGUGAAGAAACAGAACCUGUGAGAAGUGAAGGAGAAACUAAACUGCAGAAAAUUGACCAGCUGUCUGAACAGGAAGGAACUAAAAGCACAAAGAUCUAUGAACUCAAUUCAGCAAAAUGCAAGGAAAAAGCCAAGAAAGAUGCGGGAUCAAGCUCAGUUAUUCCAGCAGUCACCUUGUCAGCAAUGGGAGAUGGGAAAGUGCAAACAGAGACUGAGGAUCACCAGGCAACUGAGCAGCUCACCUGCAGCGAAGAAGCCGAACCUGUGAGAAGUGAAGGAGAAAGUAAACUGCAAAAAGGUGACCAGCUGCCUGAACAGGAAGGAACUAAGAUAAUGGAGAUACAAGAAGUUAAUUCACCAAAACAUGAGGAAGAAGCCAAGAAGAACUCAGGAUCCAGCUCAGUUAUUGCAACAGUCACUUUGUCAGCAAUGGCAGAUGGGAAAGUACAAACAGAGACUGAGGAUCACCAGGCAAUUGAGCAGCUCUCCUGUAGUGAAGAAACAGAACCUGUGAGAAGUGAAGGAGAAAGUAAACUGCAAAAAGGUAACCAGCUGUCUGAACAGGAAGGAACUAAGAUAAUGGAGAUACAGGAAGUCAAUUCAAGAAAAACUCAGGAAAAAGCCAAGAAGGAUUCGGGACCCAGGAUGACAAAGCAGUUCCUGCGGCAGCACUGUAAAGAGCAGAAGCUCUACCAGACACCUUACCUGAAUGACACGCUCUAUUUACACUUUAAAGGUUUCUCCUCUAUUGAGAACCUGGAGGAGUACAUUGGCCUGAGGUGCCUCUGGCUGGAGUGUAAUGGCCUGUUGAGAAUUGAGAACCUGGAUGCUCAGACUGAGCUCCGUUGCCUCUUCCUGCAUCAAAACCUCAUUCAUAAAAUAGAGAACUUGGAGCCGCUGCAGAAACUGGACUCCAUCAACCUGAGCAACAACUACAUCAAAACCAUUGAGAACCUCUCCUGCCUGCCAGCACUCAGAACACUACAGCUGGCCCACAAUCAGCUGUGCACGGUGAAGGACAUUGAACACUUGAAACAGUGCGAUAGUCUGAGUGUCCUGGACCUUUCACACAACAAACUGGGCGACCCUGACGUUAUCACUGUCUUUGAGGUGAUGCCUAAUCUGCACGUGUUGAACCUGAUGGGGAAUGAAGUAAUUAAGAAAAUCUCUAACUACAGGAAGGUGUGUACCGUGCGCCUGCACCAGCUGACAUACCUGGAUGACAGACCAGUCUUUCCAAAAGACAGGGCAUGUGCAGACGCCUGGGCUCGAGGAGGAUGGAAAGCCGAGAAGGAAGAGCGAAUGCAGUGGGAAACGAGUGAGCGAAAGAAGAUCCUGGACAGUCUUGAUGCUCUGUCAGCAAUUAAGAGGAAAGCUGAGGAGAAACUUAGACUCCAAGAAAUGGAAGAAAGAGGUGAAGAGCUUCCUUUGGAGUCCAGUAUGUCUGCGGUAACUCCGUUUUAUUCAAGUGUAGACAGCCAACAAAAGAUUGAGACAUUUGUGAAUGAUGUAGUAAAAAUCCAGGAGGAGACCUUGGCAGACCAGCAGCAAGAAGCUGAAAGAGAAAGAGCCAAGACAGAUCCCAAGGAUCAACGGAAAGGAUCAAGUAUGGAGAUGGUAGAUCAGACUGCUUUACCUUACAGUUUGAAUGCAGAGAAGAAUACUGAGCUCGUGCAGUUAGAGGAAGGGAUUUUCUCACCAUCACUUGGCACUUCUGACCGACUGCAGAGCACACUCUUCGGCAGUGAUACUGCAGAUAUAUCGUCAAACAAGGUGGCCGCUGAGAGGGUUCCAGUGAUGGAACUGGAAAAGACGGACAUGAUACGGACCAUCUGUUUAGAAGGGAAGGAAAAGCUGUACAUAGAUGAUCUACCUGACUUGGAAGAUAUAGAUGUGAGUGACUCAUCAGAACCUGAACAGACCUCAAGCUACAAGAUUGUCUAUCGGCCAAAGAUUGAAUUAAUUGCUGCCGGUAGUGAUGAUAGUAACUCUGACUCAGAGGGGGGGGUAGGAGUUCUCAAAGAGGAGGUCACAGAGGAAACAAAGGAAGAAAGUUCAGCAGAGCCAAAAGGAUAUGUUUUUGGAGGUGAGUCUACCCAGGAAAAAUCAAGUGGAACUUUAGAAGAGCCUGCGACACAAAUGCCCAUCAGCAAAUCAGAAAGCUUGUUACUGAGUAAGAGAAGUACAGAAACAGCAACACUUGAAUGGAAUAACAGCAACACUCCACCUGCAAGAGGUGAGGGAGUCCAGUCUACAAGGAUACUGAUAGAGGAAAUCUCCAGCCAGUCCGUUACUGAAUGCACCAAGCAAGUUAAACCACCAUCUCAAGGUCAUGGUCCAGAAGGUGAAAGAAUGAAGGAAGAAUUAGGAGCUUUGGAGCUUCAUCACAUCAACACUGAAGACAUUGAGUUUGGUCUGAACUGAGGAACCCAGAUAUUCCAUUGGUGAUAUCGAGCCAAUGAGCAAAGUCUACAGUUCACAGCAGAUUUAUCUAAUUGUUAUAGGUUAAGCAAAAAAUUGUUAAUUUUCUUUUAGUUAAUUAACAAUGUUUUAAAAUGUGCUGUUAAGCCUAUUUUUGACUGAUGUUUCAAUAAAUUAGUUUAUGCUA